CACCUGCCAUUGUACUCCAUGGGUGCGCUACCACAGACAGCCGCAGCAAGCAACGGCGAUGGCAAGCCAAGGCCACACGUGCUCGUCGUGCCGUACCCAGCCCAGGGCCACCUGCUGCCGCUCCUCGACCUGGUGGUUCUUCUUGCCCGACGGGGGCUCGCCGUCACCGUCGCCGUCACGCCAGGCAACGUCCGGUUCCUUGCCACAUUGCCGUCGUCGGUCGCCACCGUCGUGCUGCCGUUCCCGUCCACACCCUUGCUGCCGGCCGGAUGCGGCGAGAACACCAAUCACCUCCCGGCGGACCUCUUCCGGCCGCUCAUGGCGUCCCUGGUGGCCCUCUCCGCGCCGCUCCUCUCCUGGUGCAAGGCCCAGCCCCACGCCGUCACGGCCAUUAUAGCCGAUCUGUUCAUGGGGUGGACGCUUCCGCUCGCCCAGGAUCUCGGCGUGCCGCAUGUGGCGUUCUUGCCCGCCAGCGUCCACUACCUCGCCACCACUCGCUCACUCUGGCGUCGCAUGCCGACGGGGCACGACGGCGACGAGAGGGUCGUCCAUUUCCCGGAGCUUCCCGGCUCGCCUGCCUUCCCGUGGCACCGCCUGUCGUGGCUGUACCGGAUGCAUGUGGCCGGCGAUGAGGUGUCGGAGACGAUCCGGCAGAUCCUUCUGUGGAGCCUGGAGAGCUCCUAUUCCGUGGUCAACUCGUUCGCGGCGCUCGAGCCCAGCUGCUUCGAGGACGCGAUGGCGGCGAAGCGGGUGUUCAUGGUGGGCCCGCUGUCGGAAGCCGCCGCGGUGCGCGGCAGCAAGGAACCCACGGAGGUGACCGCGUGGCUGGACGCGUUCGACGACGGCUCCGUAUACAUCAGCUUCGGAUCGCAGGAGGUGCUGUCACCGGCGCAGGCGGCGAGCGUCGCCGACGCUCUGAGGCUGAGCUCCACCGCCGCGUUCGUCUGGGUUGUGAGGAGCAACACCGUGGUGCCGGAGGGGUUCGAGGCGGCCACGGCCUCCCGCGGGACGGUGAUCCGGGGGUGGGCACCGCAGCUGGACAUCCUGCGCCACCGCGCCGUGGGGUGGUCCCUGACGCAAUGCGGCGGGAGCUCGGUGAUGGAGAUGGCCGCCGCAGGUGUGGCCAUGCUUACGUGGCCGAUGUCCGCCGACCAGUUCACCAACGCGUGGCUGCUCGAGGAGGCCGGCGUGGCCGUGCCGGUGGCGGAGGGCGCCGACGCCGUGCCAGACGCCGGGAAGGUGGCGAACGCCAUCUCCACCGCUGUCGCGUCAGAAGAGGGGGAGUCCAUAAGGAGGCGCGCGGCCGAGCUCGGCCGGAAGGCGGCCGCUGCGGUGGCGGCGGGCGGAACGUCCUACAGUGACUUGGAAGAGUUGGUGCAUGAGGUGCUUAGUGAUGUCCACGUGGUUGCUUCAUGAUCGGCUCAAGAGUUUGCUUCACAAUACUCUAGUAUCUACUUUUUUUUAAACCGAUAGCAUCUAUCCUGACUUCAAAUAAGGAUUGUACGUUUUCGUGUUGCUACGAAAUAAGUUUCUAGGUGAGACUUUUCCUAGAUAGAUUCGCCCUGA
Hordeum vulgare subsp. vulgare (domesticated barley) is the source of this 1566-nucleotide messenger RNA. RefSeq names its product UDP-glycosyltransferase 89B2-like. Bases 19 to 1416 code for a protein of 465 amino acids. Lineage: Eukaryota; Viridiplantae; Streptophyta; Magnoliopsida; Poales; Poaceae. The transcript has a single exon. Gene Ontology annotation, molecular function: UDP-glycosyltransferase activity. The record is from RefSeq and is a predicted model, not a curated record.